This is a messenger RNA of Anopheles darlingi, 3057 nucleotides long. RefSeq names its product leucine--tRNA ligase, mitochondrial (gene LeuRS-m). The transcript is spliced from 4 exons. Gene Ontology annotation, cellular component: mitochondrion. Gene Ontology annotation, molecular function: aminoacyl-tRNA deacylase activity; leucine-tRNA ligase activity; ATP binding. Gene Ontology annotation, biological process: leucyl-tRNA aminoacylation; mitochondrial translation. NCBI's taxonomy places the organism in Eukaryota, Metazoa, Arthropoda, Insecta, Diptera, Culicidae. Bases 66 to 2732 code for a protein of 888 amino acids. The record is from RefSeq and is a predicted model, not a curated record.
CAAUGUUGUGAUUUAGGAACGCUUGUACUUUAAUUUGCUAUUUUAAGUAAAGAUAAGCCUUUAAAAUGCGGUGGCCAGUGCUGUUACGAAGAUGUGCUGUAAUCGAACGAAGGAGGUAUCUCUGCACGGCCCCCAGUGAUGCUGUGAUAUCUCGUGAGCUGACUUCGGAAAUGAAGCUGCAAAUAGAGGAACGGUGGCGCAAUAAACUAGGAGAUAGUCGCUUCGAUCCUGCGGCUACCGAUAAACCGAAACGCUACGUACUGGCGAUGUUUCCCUACCCGUCCGGCAACCUGCACAUGGGUCACGUCCGCGUGUACACCAUCAGUGAUGCGAUGGCCAGGUUUUAUCGGUUGAACGGUGCCAAUGUGUUGCACCCGAUGGGUUGGGAUGCGUUCGGUUUACCGGCGGAAAAUGCCGCCAUCCAGAGGCGUAUUCCGGCGGAUACGUGGACCCACCGGAACAUAGCGGAGAUGCGCAAACAGCUCGAGAUGCUGGCAUUCAGUUUCGAUUGGGAGCGCGAGUUUGCGACGUGCGACCCCUCGUACUACCACUGGACUCAGCAAUUGUUCUUGAUGCUGUUCAAGGACGGCCUAGCGUAUCAACGGGAGGCCCAGGUGAACUGGGACCCCAUCGAUCAGACGGUGCUCGCCGAUGAGCAGGUGGACGAUAAUGGGUGCUCGUGGCGUUCCGGGGCCAAAGUGGAGAAGAAGGUGCUCCGGCAGUGGUUCAUAAAGACGACGCGUUUCGCGAAACCAUUGCUGGAAGGACUCAGUGAUCCGAGUUUGGAGGAUUGGAAGGACAUCAUAAAACUGCAGCGACACUGGAUAGGCGAGUGUGAAGGAUAUGCCUUCGAGCUUCCACUAGCGGACAAGGCAAAAGGAGCGAGCAUUUCGAUUUGGACCCGAGAACCUAGCGAUCUACGUAACGCUUUGUUCAUUGCCUUGCAUCCAAGCAACCUGCUUAAUACCAGCAAGCGCAUCGAUUGUGUUUUGGAGCUGGAAUGUGAAAAUCCUUUCACUGGUCGGCGGUUACCGGUGAUAAUUACCGAGAAUGUCCCGUUUGCCGAAGGUUGCGAUACGUUCAUAGCCACCGAUAACGAGGAGAAUCGUAAAAUUGCCCAGGCUGUUGGAUUGAAAAUGACCGAUCAGAAAGGAAACGACGAAGGAAACGCACUGACUAAUGAUGAAAUCCUCGCGAAAGCACUUUCAACGAAUCUAGGAGGCCAUGCCGUUAGUUCCAAGCUACGCGAUUGGCUUAUCUCCCGGCAACGGUUUUGGGGCACGCCUAUUCCAAUCAUCCACUGUCCAAGCUGUGGACCGGUCGCUGUACCGGAACAGGAUCUUCCCGUUCGACUGCCAACGGAUUCCGUAGGAGUUCCACUGGCACAGAACGCAGACUGGCUUCGGGCGGAGUGUCCUUCCUGUAAACGUACCGAUUGUCACCGGGAAUCCGAUACGAUGGAUACGUUUGUCGAUAGUUCGUGGUACUUCCUGCGGUUUGCGGAUCCCCAUAACCGUAAGGCGAUGUUCGAUCGAUCCGCUGCUCACCAUCUAAUGCCGGUGGAUCUAUACGUUGGAGGAAAGGAACAUGCUGUGCUGCAUCUGUACUAUGCACGUUUCGUGGCGCAUUAUCUUCACAGUAAAGGACUGCUUCCCGCAUCCGAACCCUUCAAACGGUUGCUCGUACAGGGCAUGGUAAUGGGACGUUCGUACCGUGUGGUCAGUAACGGUAAGUAUAUCCCCGCAGCCGAGGCCGAGACCGUUGACGAGAAGAACAAUAAGGCGAUCGAGCGGGCGACUGGUGAACCGGUGACACUACUGUGGGAAAAGAUGUCCAAAUCGAAGCUUAAUGGCGUCGACCCGCUAGAGGUGCUGCGUCAGCAUGGCUGCGAUACGUUGAGACUCAUUUUGCUGGCUGAUGUUGCACCAACCUCUCACCGGAAUUGGUCGGAAGCAACUUUUCCUGGUAUUCUAAACUGGCAGAAAAGAAUCUGGAUGACGAUGUACGAUUUCCGAGAGAUUCGUUCGAAACUAGUCUCUGGUGAAAGAACUUCGGUGACGGAAGAAUACAAACAGCACGAACACCAACUGUGGGAUGCCCGGAAUUACUUCACGGCCGGUGCAACGUUUAAUUAUCGCCACUCCCAUCAGCUGAGCGUCGGCAUAUCGAAGAUGCAGGGACUAACGAAUGCAAUUCGUCGGGUUCCUCCGGAGGUGAUUGCCUUUAGCCGCCAGUAUGAGCUUGCUUUGGCGGCCCAGAUUGUGAUGCUGGCUCCGAUGGCACCACACUUUGCAACGGAGCUGUGGCAACAGUUCCUAUCAGCGCCGAACCGGGCGACGCAAGAUACGGAAAAUGACACGGCAAUCCGGUGGAACGGUGAUGUGUUCGAUCAACGGUGGCCCGAGAUCGAUCAGGACUUUCCACUCGACCUAACGUUUAAGAUUAAUGGUGCCGAGUGCUGCAUUCUUAAGAUUCCAGCGAAACGGUUUAAUCUACUCACGCACCAGGAGUCACUUGAUAUAGCGCUGAAACAGGAACCGAUCCUCAAACUGAUAGGCAAGCGGCCUCUGCGAACCAGUGAGUUUACGCUGUAUCCGAGCUGUGAAGCCUUCCUCGCAGUGGAACUUGAUCGUGCGUUGAGUAGUGAUGGGGCAGAGGUUAAGGACAAGAAGGAAAAGAAGGAAAAGAAACACAAGAAGAAAAAGUCACUACAAGUGGUGCACAUCGGUUGAAUCGGAUACCUCGAAUAAAUAGUUUUCUUCAAGGCUCGAAGGCUCUUAGCUUCAAUUUUUUUAAGCGGAGUAUUGGAAAUAGAGUUCAAGGCAGAUCAGAGGACAACCGUUGUUUCUCAGAAUAUGGACGCGCGUUGGCUGGGUGCUUUAUUUUAAUUACAUCUCCACAUUCUUGGCCUUCCCAAAAUGGUCCGCAAUAAAAUGUAGUGUGGUUCUCAUGAUGCUCUUAAACCAAUCUUACAGCUAAUCCAUCGCCGGAUGCUAAAACAAUCGGUUUUUUGGUACAAUUUUGCGCUUGUAUGCCAGUGAACGAUUUCGCAAUCGU